Molecule: messenger RNA, 910 nt
Organism: Anolis sagrei ordinatus
Lineage: Eukaryota; Metazoa; Chordata; Lepidosauria; Squamata; Anolidae
Source: RefSeq, a predicted model, not a curated record
GGGUCACGUGACGCCUGGCGAGCGUUCGAUCCAGUCUUGGGCCGGCGAGGGCGGAAGCGGCAGCAGAGGCAUCCUCGGCGGGACGCCCCGUCUGGCCAAGGAAGGAGAGGAGAGGCCAAGGAACCCGGAGGAGGGAUGCGCAGGACGUAGUUCCAGCAGCCACAGCAGAGGAGGAGCGGCCCUUCCUCUUCCCCUUCCUCUUCCUGUGAGGGGCGUUGCCAUGGACGCCCGGCCGCUCUUCCAGACGCUGCACGCGCUGGUGGAGGACAACGCGGCCUUCUUCCGGGAGAGCUCCUCGGAGGUGGGCCAGCGCUUCCUGGCGGCCUUCCUGGCCAUCCGCGAGCACGCCCGCUGCCUGGAGCCCGUCCUGGGCCACUUGGCCACCAUCUACCACCUCUUCGACCUGGACGAGGAGACGCCGGCCAACGGGUACCGCAGCCUGGCCCAGACGGUGCGCUGCUGCCUGGCCCACAUCGUCCACAAGAGCCGCUACGUGGCCGCCAACCGGCGCAGCCUCUUCUUCCGCACCGGGCACAACUGCGCCGAGCUGGAGGCCUACUGCGUGGCCCUGACCCAGCUGCGCGCACUGGUCUACCUGGCCCAGCGCCUCCUCACCCAGAACCGCCCCGGGAGCCUCUUCAACCACGAGGAGCGCGGGCUCUCCCAGCUCUUCCUGCGCGAGUACACCGCCAUGCAGAAGGGGUGCUUCUACGGGAGGUGCAUGGGAUUCCAGGUCAGGGUCCAUGGGAGGAGACUCGGGCCUUCCCUUUGGCCUUCGGACGGUCUCUCUCCCCUUUGGCUCAAGCGGUUGCCCUUCGGCCCCUCGGAGCAGCAACCUAUGCGCCUGACGCCAGCGCAUAAAAGCGGCCUCCGAGUUAAUGAGAAACAAAAGAGGAAGAGGAAAAACUGA